AUGAGCGACGGCGACGGUGAUGCGAUCGCCCGACUUGGCGGCCUCGCCGAGGGCCUCCUGGACGAUCUUUUCGCUUUCGGUGUCGAGGGCGCUGGUGGCCUCGUCGAGCAGCAGGAUCUUGGGGUCGCGGAUGAGGGCGCGGGCGAUGGCGAUGCGCUGCCUCUGGCCGCCCGAGAGCUGGGUGCCGUUGGACCCGGCGGCGGUGCCGAGGCCGUCGGGCAGCGACGAGACGAAAUCCCAGGCGUUGGCGGCGCGGAGGGCGCGCUCGAUGGCGGCGUCGUCCGGCGGCGUCGACUCCCCCUCCCCGCCGUCGAUGCCCAGCGCAAUGUUCUCCCGGAUCGAGCCCUGGAACAGCGUCGGCUCCUGCUGCACCAGCGCCACGACCCGCCGGUACAGCCGCGGGUUCAGCUCCGUCAGCGGGUCCCCGCCUACGCGGAUGCUGCCCGUCGUCGGGUCGUAGAAGCGCUCCAGCAUGGCGAUUAUGGUCGACUUGCCGCACCCGGACGCGCCGACCAGGGCCACAAACUGGCCGCGCUUGAUCUCGAGCGAUACGUCCUUGAGCACGGUGGCCUCGGGCCGGAGGGGGUAGGAGAAGCGGACGUCGUGGAGCUCGAUGGGGCCGCCGGCGCGAGGGGCGCGGUCUUUGUUAUCGGGCGUGGGCGACACGCUUUACUGGUUGAGAAUUGGAAGAUUUGCGACGUGGCCUGGGCCGAGAAAAACACCGACAUAAAGGACACAAAGAACUGGAACAGGGUGAUCUCGCGGUCCGCCACCAGCCUGGUGCCGUACCAGAAACCGAGAGCCAUGAACCAGAACUCGACGCCCUGUGUGGCGGCGAACCAGACCAUCAUGCUCGCCAGCGGUCUCUUUGACGAGUUGACGGCGUUGUCGAGCUCCUGGCACGGAGCUCUCAAUGGCGAGGGAGGAGACGGUGCGGAUGGCGGUGACGGACUCGGAGGCGAUGGCGGAGCUGGUGGACAGGCGUCCGGCGGUCUCGCGGUCCAGCUUGGCGUCGAAGCGCAUCUUCAAAAAGCCGCAGCCGACGACGACGGGCAGGCCGGCCAGGACGAUGACGAGGCCGAGCUUCCAGCUGAAGACGAUGCCGAGGACGCUGCACGAGGCGAUGUUCAGGGCGGCGGUGGUGAUGAGGCCGAUGUUGAGGCUCAUGAGCUCAAAGACGGACUGCGGGUGGGAGUCGACGCGGCUGGCCAGGGCGCCGAUGUUGUUCUCGGGCCGGUCGAAGAACUGCAGGUCCUGGCGCAGGAUCUGCUGGAAGAUGUCGCGGCGCAGCUUGUGGGUCAGGGUCUGGCCGACGACGUUGGUGUAGUAGCCCAGGAUGUAGUAGAAGACGAGGCAGCCGGCGGCCAGGACGACGAACAUGGAGGACAGGAAGUUGCCCCGCGUCAGCAUCUGGUCGACGGGGAGCGUGAAGACCUCGACCAUGUACGCCAUGAGGAUGGCUUGGGCGGGGAAGAGGGCGCAGGCCACGACGCAGGCGCCCAGGACGGCGAGCAUGGAGAACCACAGACCGGGCGUCUCCCUGACCAUGCGGAGGACCGUGGUGAUGAAGCCAAACUGCUUGUGGUUCUCGUAGUCGUCCCUCCUGAGCUGGGCCUGGAUCCGCUCCUGCGCGGCGGUGGGGUACUUGGUGAGCGACUUGGCCUGCCUGACGAUGUCGUCCUCGCCCUCGGCGUUGAUGGUGUCCUCCUCCUCCCCCUCCUCCUCGCCGCUGUCCGUCUCCGAGUGGCUCUGGUUGGCGCUGGUGGUGAGCUGCUGGAUCUUGACGAGCCUGGCGUAGGUGCCGUCCUGCUCGAUCAGGCUCUCGUGCGUGCCCUGCUCGACGAUGCGGCCCUUGGUCAUGACCACGAUGUUGUCGGCCUUGCGGAUGGUCGCGAGCUUGUGCGCGAUCACGAUGGUCGUCCUGCCCACCGCCGCCUUGUCCAGCGCCUGCUGCACGAUGCCCUCGGCGUGCGGGUCCAGGGCGCUGGUGGCCUCGUCCAGGAGGAGCACCUUUGGCUGAGACACCACCGAGCGCGCGAUGGCGAUGCGCUGCUUCUGCCCGCCCGACAGCAGACCGCCGCGCUGGCCAAUCUCGGUGUCGUAGCCCUCGGGGAGCUCCGACACAAAGUCGUGCGCGAAUGCGAUCUUGGCGGCUUCCUGCACCCGACGCAUCUGUUCCUCCCUGGGCGCCGUCUCCCAGGGGGUUCCGACAAGACCAUUCAACGUCUCGAUCGGCCGCCCGUCCAGCUUUAUGGUGCCCUUGUUCGGGUUAUACCACCUCUCCAGCAGGCCAACGAUGGUGCUCUUGCCAGAACCGCUAGGCCCGACCAGAGCAGUGAUCUUGCCGGCCGGCGCCGUCAGCGUAAAGUUGUCCAGCACGGUGACGCCGGGCCUGGUCGGGUAGGAAAAGUUGACGCCCUCGAGCUCCACGACGCCCUGGUUCACCUCGGGCUUCAGGCCGCUCGGGUCGAGCGGGUCGAUGACGCUCUUGCGGUCGAUGAGAGCAAACAGCUGAGCGGCGGCGGAGGCGGCGCGGGUGAACUCGAUGCUGUAGGGGGCGAUCUGGGUCAGGCUGAGGGCGGCGAUGAUGACGGACAGCAGCACGGUGAAGACGUCUCCGCUGUCCCUGACCUCGCCGGUGGACAGCAUGCGGAGGCCCUGCCAGAAGGCGAGCCCGUAGCCCAGGUAGACGAUGGUGUACUCGGCCGAGAACAGGACGCCGAAGAGGAACGAGAUCUUGUCGCCCCAGCGGUGCGCCUCGCACAGGAACUCGUCAAACUUGGCCACCAGCCGCUCGCGCAUCUCAAAGGCGUGCACCGUCCGCACGCUGCCCAGCACCCCCUCCGCGUAUGCGUUGGCCUGCGCGUGCUUCUCGAGCACCUUGGUCUCGUACCCGGCCUCGAUGAAGGACACGACGGCCAUGAAGAUGACGCACAGCGGCGCCACCCCGCACACGAUCAGCGUCAGCUUCCAGUUGGUCAGGAAGGCGAUGACGAAGGCGCUGACGAACGCCGACACGCCCUGGAUCGUCAGCCCGAGCUUCUCCGACGUGCCGUUCUGGAUCAGCCGCCCGUUGGAGUAGGCCUGCGUCGCGAUGGAGCCGCCGUCGCCAAUGUCAAAGUACGCCACCUCCUGCCGCAGCGCCGACUUGAGGUACUCGUGCCGGAUGUUGCGCACCAUGCGGUAGGCCGAGUACGUCAGCAGCGAGUUGUAGACGUACGCCACCACAAACCGGCCGAUGCCGAAGUAGACGUAAAUGAGGCUGUGUGA
This is a messenger RNA of Pyricularia pennisetigena, 3270 nucleotides long. RefSeq lists its product as uncharacterized. The transcript is spliced from 4 exons. The record is from RefSeq and is a predicted model, not a curated record. The coding region runs from base 1 to 3270 and encodes 1089 amino acids. NCBI's taxonomy places the organism in Eukaryota, Fungi, Ascomycota, Sordariomycetes, Magnaporthales, Pyriculariaceae.